This is a messenger RNA of Ceraceosorus bombacis, 2224 nucleotides long. The record is from the annotation of a GenBank genome assembly. NCBI's taxonomy places the organism in Eukaryota, Fungi, Basidiomycota, Exobasidiomycetes, Ceraceosorales, Ceraceosoraceae.
AUGCCAGCGCUGUGUCGAAGCGCAGCAGCAUACGAUUCGCUGCCUCGAGGGCAGCGCAAGGCCAAUGCUGCCAUCCACCGCCUUCGAGCCAGUCAGGGCUCAUCCCGACCAUCCACUUCCUCCGAAUUCGGCGGCGCGGUUACAGGCGCAAAUGUCGAAGAGACACCGCAAAUGAUAGCUUCUGCCAGGCCUUGGCAGAAUCCCAACUUGGCUGGACCUAGUAGACAGCCGGUGGGCAAAGGGAAUGGUCUGCUGAAUCGGAGAGCGGCAAAGGCUGGUGUGGUGCUGCCACUCGCCUCCAGCGGCUCAGGGGAUGCAGAGCGGAUGAGCAGCAGACUACAGACGGGGACAGGUAGGCGGAUGGAAGAGGUUGCGGAUGCGGAUGCGGAUGCGGAUGCUGGAUGGGCAACGGACGAAGCGCCGAGUGCGCCAGGAAGCCCAAAGAAGCAGAGCAGCAGGAACAGGUUCGUAGGCGCAGGGGCAGGGGCAGGCGUGGGCAUCAGCGGGCCUGUAAGCAAUGCAAAGUCGGGAAAGCAACUGAGCGCGGGUGUUGCUGCCGCUGUGCAACACAGCGGAUCGCCUGUGCCGGCGAGGAAGCGCGUGGUGGAUAAGCGGCAGAUUGGAUUGCCGAGCAACUUUCAGGUGAGCAGUGACGAGCUCAGUGGCUUUGGUGGUGACGAGCUCGGUGGCUUUGGGAGUGACAUUGCUGGUCGUCGAAUGCUGCUGCCAUGACGUCGGGCGACUGACACGCGCGCAUGAUACACGCUCACCGGCGCAGCAUACAGGCCACAUUGGAGCCGCUUCAUACGGCCAGGCAGUGUCUCAGGUGGAUGCGGCUCAGCUCAAAGCUCAGCUGUCUGAAGUCGCCGCAGCGCUGUCCAACUUCGACCUGCCUCCCUUGCCAGAGUCUCACACUGCAGCGCCACCAUCAACCGCGCCACCAACGUCGAGCGUUUCUGCCACACCCCCGCCCGCUCCAGCAGAGUUGAGGGGUGUGUCAGCACCCGACUCGCCCGAGAUGGAGCCUCUGCGGGGGGACAAGAGUCCCCUCAUCCCUGCCGACUUUGCACCGGUCUUGGAGAGUGCGACAGCAACGCCGGACACGUCGGUCAGUCUGGACGCCGCAGAUACAUCUGCUCCUUCCAUCCGCUUGGUAUCGCGCUCUUCGGCUUUGACCUCACCGCCAGCAGAGACAUCGUCACCCGAGCAGCUCUCCCGCCGCAUACCGCCUUUGCAAGAAAGACCCUCUGUACACGUCGCCUCUAUUCGACGUAGGCCAGUGCCGUCGACCAUGGGACCAUCUCAGGUGCGAGCGAGUUCGGGAAGGGGUUCGAUCGGUCGACCGUACGCUGCGCUUGGUCAAGGCAGCGGCGCACCUUCGACUGCAAUAGCUCAAGCAGGCACAUUUCGGGCUCCUAGCACGGGAGGCUUUGGACGGACAAAGAGGAAACCGGUCCCACGCGGCUUGGCGGGCAUCUUGGCCGAUCCUCUUGCCGAAACGUCACAUGGCGACGGUGCGACUGGGAGGGAACAGGAUCUUCCGCCGCAGCCCAACAGCGUCAAGGCGACGACUGCCGACGAUGGGUUCGUCGAUGUGGACGAGGAUGUGGCGCUGAGCUCUGCUGGAACAGGGCUGGAGCGCAACGUGAGCCUAGUGGGCGCCUUGCCUAGCGGUCUGAACGGCAGAGGCUACGUAGCCGGCGGCAAGGGUAGCUGGAGCAAACGAUCGGGCGGAGGUGCGGGUGCGGGUGCGGGCGCUGGAGCUUACGGUUCGGUGAGAGGAUCGGUGCGCAUGUCCGCCUUGGAAAGGGCCAAGUUGGCAGCGAUGAAGCUGGAAGCUGCUCAGAGGUUGGUGGCCGAGGGCGCGGGCACUGCGGAGCCGGACGACCCAUCUCUGUUGCGCUCCAAGAGCGGUCGACGAAGCGAUGCGGCGGCGGCGAAUUUGAACGACGCGAGCGCCAGCGCCAAUGCCAGCGCAACAUCUGCAGCCGCUGCUGCAUCUAUCCGCAUGAAUGGCAAGAGGAUGGUGCAGGGACCUUCGGGCACUUAUAUCACGGACACGGCGAAUCUGAGGUGGAACAGCGCGCUUAGCGAGAUCACUAGGGCGCUCAAGGAUGGAGACGAAGGAGGGGCAGCAGAGACUGCUGAGAGGGAAGGGGAGAGCAUAGAGGAUGCUAUGCGACGUGCGGAUCUGGUGCUGGGACGUCUGGGAGUAGAGCAGUAG